Messenger RNA from Bombina bombina (fire-bellied toad), 4423 nucleotides. RefSeq names its product N-acetylglucosamine kinase (gene NAGK). The transcript is spliced from 10 exons. Gene Ontology annotation, molecular function: N-acetylglucosamine kinase activity. Lineage: Eukaryota; Metazoa; Chordata; Amphibia; Anura; Bombinatoridae. The record is from RefSeq and is a predicted model, not a curated record. Bases 20 to 1054 code for a protein of 344 amino acids.
UCUGUAUACAGGAACUAACAUGUCUGCUGUGUAUGGAGGAGUCGAAGGGGGAGGAACGCAUUCCAAAGCUGUCUUAAUCUCACAAAAUGGGCAGAUCCUGUCUGAAACUGAUGGCCCGUGUACUAACCACUGGCUGGUUGGCACAGAGAAGUGUCUGCAAGCAAUCAAUGACAUGGUUACAGAGGCAAAGGAGAAAAUCGGCUUGGAUCCAGAGCUUCCUAUAAAAUGUUUGGGCAUGUCCCUGAGUGGGGGAGAGCAGAAAGAGGCCAUUGACCAGUUAAUUAAGGAGAUGGAGAGGCGCUUUCCCAAACUCAGUGAAAACUAUUACAUCACAAGCGACGCUAUCGGUGCCAUCGCAACUGCCACAAAGCUAGGCGGUGUGGUACUUAUUUCAGGAACGGGAUCUAAUUGCAAACUGGUCAAUGCAGACGGAUCAGUGGUCGGCUGCGGUGGCUGGGGACACAUGAUGGGAGACGAGGGGUCAGCCUACUGGAUAGCUCACCAAGGUAUGAAGACUGUAUUUGAUGAAAUCGACAAUCUAGCUCCCUCUCCAUAUGACAUCACCUACGUCCAGCAAGCUAUGUUCAGCUACUUCCAGGUAUCAAACCGGCUGGGCAUCCUCACCCAUUUGUAUACAACAUUUGAAAAAUCCAAGAUUGCAGGAUUCUGUAUAAAGCUGGUGGAAGGUGCCAACCUUGGGGACCCUCUCUGCUGCUCUUUGUUUCGCCAAGCUGGGGAGGUCCUUGCCCGUCAUGUUGUUGCCGUCCUGCCAAAGAUUGACCAAGUCCUUUUCCAGGGGGAUCUUGGUCUCAUGAUUCUGAGUGAGGGAUCCGUGUGGAACAGCUGGGAGCUGAUAAAAGACGGAUUCAUAGAGGUGCUGGAGAAGAUAAGAAGCACCCCGACUGGAGGCAAGCUCACCAGGUUUAGCCUUCUAAAGCUCAAACAGUCAUCAGCAGUGGGAGGAGCUAGCCUGGGUGCAAAGCACAUUGGACAUGAUCUACCUCUCAACUAUGCAGCCAAUGUGGACAUCUUCUACACACAUUCCUUUACUUAGUCAAUCCACUUACAAUCACGUAUCCAUUUUAUUUCAAUGAUUGCUAAUUAUUAAUAUGUUUACACCCAAAGAAGCGGGGUCUUCUUUUUAUCCUAAUCAGGGCUUGAAAAAUGUAACCCAAACUUAGGAUCCAGCUAUGCUUUUUUUAUGAACCCAGGAAAAUGUUUUGUAUACUGAUGUAUGUAGUAUAUUGAAAUUUAGGAGCCAGGUUAAAUUCAAAGAGUCAUAUAUUUGCCAUGCUCUGAUUUACCCUCUUCAUACUGGAAUAAAACACUCCUAGCUGGGUGUACUCUUCACAGGGAAAUUAUAUUGCAUAACUUAUAUGUUCUAAUUUAUUAGUAAUCGAGGCUCAGUAAUGCAAAAUUUACAUUGCUAGGUGUGACAAGGGAUAUUAAGCUGCUGUGCACAGCUACAACAAUUGGUUACUGCUCACCAUGUUUUUGUUAAUUAAGCUUCAAUUUCAAUACUGGACACCACCAUCUUGGUGGACAUUCACAGAUCACAGCUGUGUUGUGCACUUUGUGGUAAUGAGCAGCAUGAUGCAGAGCAGAAGUAUUACAUUUUUGCAGGGGGCUGCAUUGCUGCAUAUUAUUCGUAUGGACUUUUUAUAUAUGUUAUAGAACUUUUAAACUGUGUAUAAAAACUGCAAACAUGUAAAAUUCAGCUCUGUAUUGUGCGUGCUAGCCUGAAUCGCACUAUACGGCUGUAUAAAAGCCAGCAACGUCACUGAUCUGUGACUGCGCACCAUUUAUGUCACAGUGCAAGAAUACGUAAGCUCUAAGAUGGUGCUGCCCAGUAUUACUAUACAUCACCAGCCAGCACCUGUACAUAAAUAACAUAACAGCUUUGAAGAAAGCUGCAGGCAUAGGAGGAAAAAUAAUAGCAUUCUGAGUAGUACCUGUUAUGUUGAAAUUGUGUCCAGUAAUUUAAUGUCCCAGCAAAAGGAUUAAACACUCAGAUAAAGUCCGACUCUAGCGCUGCAAGCCUGGUUUUUCCUGAGCAGGAUACAACCAGAUAUUGGCUGACGUCUGCUUGUGAUUGGCUCUUGCUGAGGAGCUGUAAGGAAGGCUUUAUUUGGUGAUUAGCCCUUUUGCAGAUGUUGAACACCAUUAUGUAGGAUAUGUCAUACUAUAACAAAUAAGCAAGUCAUUUAGCCCCUUGCAUGCAAGAAAUGUUUGCAACGCACCAUCUCUGGCAACCACAGGGUUAAUUAUUCCCUUAUAGAAUAAAAACCUAUGUGCAGUGUGGUGUCAGAUUGUAACCAACUGUUUACAAGAAAUAAAUAGACUCCAUGCCUGAAGAUAAUGUAUUUUAUACUAAGGAUACAUUUUGUUGUUAAAUUUGAAAACACAGUAACUUGAAAUCUAAACGUUAACAUUAACUGUUGUGAAAUCACAUAAAACAUGUCCUAACUAGGAUUGAUUCUUUACCUGCACACUAAAUUAUAGAAUACAAUUAUGUUCCACACUUAACUAAUAAAGAAGUUGCUCUAUUUGUACGUCUUGUGCAAAACAUACACAUUUCAUUAUCUAACUAUAACCAGCUUGUCUGACUUAUGGAAUCCAAAAGUGCCCCUUUAUGUCUGUAAUAUACCCCUUUUUAAAAAAAACAAAGGUUAAAACAUUAUCACUAGGGGCAAUUGGAAACUUACACUCUCUGGGAAAUAAAUUCCCCAUUUAUAGCCCCAUAAAAUGUAUAUCCUCAAAAACUACCAUUCCAUAUAGUGUACUAUUCCUCCCUCACUUAAAGGGACAUUAUUUUUUAAUAUAUGCAUUACAAAUGAAUCAUUGCAUUGUGAAAUAAAAAUAAAUGCGUUUAAAGCAUUUACACCGUUAUUUACAAAUUUGCAUAAGAAAAUAUUUUAUGGGGAACUACGUUUUAGUGUAAUGUCCUUUUAAUUUAUUAUCUCCCACAAGCCCAGUGGAUUCAGAAAGGUUUGCUAGAAAACGUAAUCUAUAAAAACCGUAAGCAAAGUCAUCCUCUUCCUUGCCAGUCGCUUUCCCAUAUAUAUAUAUAUAUAAUGUACCCUGUAUAUUGCUGCAUAACAUGUUGGCACUUAAAGGGACAGUCUACUCCAGACUUGCAUUUUAGCUAAUCAGUGCCCUCUCAUGGCACAUAUGAUCUAACGCCCUCUAGCUGUUAAAAAACUGUCAAAUGCAUUGAGAUGAGGCAGCCUUAAAGGGACAGUCAAGUAUAAAUUAAACUUUCAUUAUUCAGAUAGGACUUUUAAUUUUAAGUUACUUUCCAAUUUACUUUUAUCAUCAAAUUUGCUUUUUUUCUCUUGGUAUUCUUAGUUUAAACUAAACCUAGGUAGGCUCAUAUGCUAAUGUCUAAGCCUUUGAGGGCUGCCUCUUAUCACAUGCUUUUUAAAUCUCUUUUCAACACAAAGAGACAGAAAGUACACGUGGGCCAUAUAGAUAACACUGUGUUCAGGCACAGGGGGUUAUUUAAGAUCUAGCACAACACAAUGCUAAAUUUAAGACAAUAGAUAAUAAACAGUCACAGUCAUGUGAUCAGGGGGCUGGAAGAAGGUUCCUAGAUACAAGGUAAUCACAGAGGUAAAAAGUAUAUUAAUAUAACUGUGUUGGUUAUGCAAAACUGGGGAAUGAGUAAUAAAGGGAUUAUCUAUCUUUUAAAACAAUAACAAUUCUAUGGUUGACUGUCCCUUUAAAGGGAUACUGAACCCAAAUUUUUUCUUUCGUGAUUCAGAUAAAGCAUGCAAUUUUAAGCAACUUUCUAAUUUACUCCUAUUAACAAUUUUCUUUGUUCUUUCGCUAUCUUUAUUUGAAAAAGAAAGUCCAGAACCCUGGACACCACUUGUUUAUUGGUGGAUGAAUGUAUCCACCAAUCAGCAAGAACAACCCAGGUUGUUCACCAAAAAUGGGCCAGCAUCUAAACUUACAUUCUUGCUUUUCAAAUAAAGAUACCAAGAGAAUGAAGAACAUUUGCUUAUAGGUAUAAUUAGAAAGUUGCUUAAAAGCUCUAUCUGAAUCACAACAGAAAAAAAUUGGGUUCAGUGUCCCUUUAAAGGGCUUAAAUUAGCAUAGGAGUCUACCUAUGUUUAGAUUUCAACAAAGAAUACCAAAAGAACAAAGCACAUUUGAUGAUAAAAGUGAAUUGCAUGCCCUAUCUGAAUCAUGAAAGUUUAAUUUUGAUUAGACUGUCCCUUUAACACUAUAAAAUAAAGAGGUGUAAAUAUUUGUAAAACUCACAACACGUUCUUGCUGGUGUAGGUAGCUCUGCUGAUUGGCAAACAAGAAAUACUAUUUUUACAUAAAUAUCUAAUUUUCUGCCCUUUUUCACGGGUCUUUGGCAGCUGAUGGUUUGUAUUACCUAUGAACUUUUAAUAAAUUUGCAGUUAUAAUAUAA